Calypte anna (Anna's hummingbird) is the source of this 2079-nucleotide messenger RNA. Its product is annotated as ubiquinol-cytochrome-c reductase complex assembly factor 1. The transcript is spliced from 10 exons. Gene Ontology annotation, cellular component: mitochondrion. The coding region runs from base 47 to 955 and encodes 302 amino acids. Gene Ontology annotation, biological process: mitochondrial respiratory chain complex III assembly. Lineage: Eukaryota; Metazoa; Chordata; Aves; Apodiformes; Trochilidae. The record is from RefSeq and is a predicted model, not a curated record.
GGCGGGGCGGAAGCGGCGGCCCCGCCGGAAGCGGCGCCCGGGACCGAUGGCGGCGCUGGCGCGAGCCGCGAUCUGCCAAGCUGGAGUGGCUCAGUGGAUGGCAGCAUGCAGUGGAUUGUUACAGACAACUGCAGUCCAAGGCCAGUGUAGAAGGAUGCUCUGUGGCCUUUUCCAGAGACACAAGGCUGGCCAGUCCCAACUGUCUAAAUCCUGUGGUGGAUUGAUCCAAGACAAUGCAGCCAUUGCACAGCAAACCAGAUGGUUUUCUAAUACAAACAAGCACCAUGCUGCAAAAGAUUCCAUGCAGUCAUCUGAAGAGAAAGUGGGCCCUUUCACAAGGAUAAUAGAAGCAAUGGGUUUCACAGGACCACUGAAGUAUAGCAGAUGGAAAAUUAAGGUAGCAGCUUUGCGCAUGUACACGUGCUGCGUGGAGAAAACUGACUAUGAGGAAUUUUUUAACAGAUGCCAAAUGCCUGAUACAUUGAAUUCAUGGUUUCUAGUAGCCCAGCUUCAUGUCUGGAUGUGCCUGGUGCGCAUGAAGCAGGAGGGUCGCACGGGGAAGUACAUGUGUCGCUACAUCGUGCACUGCAUGUGGGAGGAUGUUGAGCAGCGUGGCAAGGUGAUGGGACUUAAUUCUGUUACCCUAAAGGAAGAUAUGAAAACUAUGGUAGAAAACUUCUAUGCAGCUCUAUUUGGAUAUGAUGAGGGAAUCUUGUCUGAUGAUCAUGUUCUGGCAGCAGCUCUUUGGAGGAACCUUUUUAACAGGAACUGUGAGGACCCUCGGCACCUGGAGCUGCUAGUGGAAUAUGUGCGCAAACAGGUGCAGCACUUGGAUGCUCUGAGCGGGGAGGAGCUGCUGCUGACUGGGGAGGUGUCCUGGAGACCACUGCUGGAGAGCAACGCCCGCAGCAUCCUCAGACCUCCUGCCCCUGUCUACAACGAUGAAGGACUCUGAAGGACUCCUGAGGUUUCUAUCAGUUUUUCAGAUCAGCCUGGGGAGCAGAGGCCUGAAGCUGAAGAUGGGCUCAGGAAGGAAAAGCUGCUGCUGAAAAGCAAAGGUGUAAUCAGGUACCCAGCCGGGGUGACUCAGGAGCAGGCAGGACAGCCCCACUCUUCUGAAUGUUCACCCACAAAUAAAUGUUAGUUGGUUUGAGAACCUCUGUCCUUUUUCUGGCACUGAGUGGUCCUUGCUGACAAGACCUGCCUUCUGUCUUUAGGAAACAAGGUAUUUUUUUCACGAAGACAUUUGUGUCCUUUGCCUCAUUUGAAGAGCUGCUACACAGAGACACAAAGGUGUUCCUCUGCUCACUGAAUGGGUGUGAAUGCAAAUGUCAGCUUUGCAUAUUAGAUUUUAAUGUAUUUUAAAAGCCUGAUAUGAAAAUGGAAUGGUCCAUUUUUUUUGCUUUAGUGGAGUUAAGCAUUGCUUUAACAGAUUCUGAAGAGUUUUCUGUGAAAAUCCUCUUUAGGAACUCUCUGCUCUGUUGCACAAGAGGAGGAUGCAAACAAUAAUGCACAGUCCCCAGUAUUCUUCUGUGACUCCAGCCAUCUUAGGGAGAAUAAAGUCCAAAACAUGGCUAGGCUGUCACUAAAAGCUGCCUCCAAGUACUUGGUAUUUCAGUCUGCCUUGAUUCUUCCCUAAUAAUUUUUAGAGUUGUAGUCUAUGAAUUUCUUUAUGAAAAGAACAUCCCCAGUCCUGUCCAUGGCUUUUGAGGGGACAGGACUGUGCUGUCCCCCAUCCACUCAAAGCAGUGGUGCAGGGCUUUUUAAAGAGCCCUGGCAACCCAGUGAAAUCUUUCUGUGGCUAUGCUGGCAAAUUACACCCACAUGGUAAUUAUGGGAGCAAGAGCUCCACUGAUUAGAUCAGUCAAGGCUGAGGUGUACUGUGUAGGUGGAUGGUUCACCAGGCUCUUUCCAGGUCAGUGACAAAAACAGUUUUCAUUUCUCUCCUUUCUAAAAUCCUAAAUCAGUAAUAAAUGUCAGUCUGGGUAAAAUUGAUGUGUUUGGGUUUUCUGUGCCAUGUGUGCUUUUGAUAAGAUUAAACCUUAUAAUAUCAGGAUUUAUUCCUCGUAAAACUAUUAA